Sycon ciliatum is the source of this 3882-nucleotide messenger RNA. RefSeq names its product tyrosine-protein kinase JAK2-like. Gene Ontology annotation, cellular component: cytoskeleton. Gene Ontology annotation, molecular function: ATP binding; protein tyrosine kinase activity. The transcript is spliced from 29 exons. The coding region runs from base 237 to 3392 and encodes 1051 amino acids. NCBI's taxonomy places the organism in Eukaryota, Metazoa, Porifera, Calcarea, Leucosolenida, Sycettidae. The record is from RefSeq and is a predicted model, not a curated record. Gene Ontology annotation, biological process: protein phosphorylation.
UUACGUGAGCUCAAUGCGUGUACAUGUAUUCUCUGUUCACGCUAAAGUGAAGGCGUGGGGUAACAUCGGUGGCGGAGUGGAGGAAGAGGUUGAGAUAUCAUCCUCCUCGCCAUUCAAUGGUGUAACUAUACUCCGGCUUUAGACACAGUGUGCGUGGACCGUGAAGGAAGGGAGUGGUCUCGGAGUGUAGCACACCUCGGCUCCGCACGGUGCGGCGGAGGGACCAGGGCGCAGAGAUGAGCGUCUUUCGCAAGAAGAAGCAGGGCUGUGUCAACUUCUACACGGGACACCAGGAGCUGGCCAUCGAUUUCAAACCAGGUGUUGCUGUGAAGUCAAUCCUCGAUGCUGCACUCAAUUACAUCAAGGUAGCACCGGCGGCGCGAAUCUUCUUCUGCUUGGCGUACGAGAAGGACCAGGUCUUUCACAGCCUGUGCCCGUUCCGAACAUUGGACCGCAGUGAGGCUCCGCUGCAGCUAUGGCUGCGCAUUCAUCUCCGUCACAAGAAUGCCGUGGAGCUUCAGAGAGUGGAUGCAAUAGCGUUCGACUACUACUUCAUACAGUGUAAAUGGGACUUUGUAGCUGACCUCUUCCCCAUGGUGUCCCGGGAUAACCAGUUACGACUGGCAUGCCUCGACAUUGCCGUGGCAAUGAAGUCACUUGGCAUUGACUUUGACAGUGCAAUAAAAUCCGGUUUGGAGCAAUUUGUGCCGCCAUCAUUCCUCAGCUUGUACAAAACUAAAGAGGUGAAACGUGUUCUGUUGGAGAGUCUGGGUAACUUUGCAUCGCUGCAACCCAAUGCCUGCAAGGUGCACUACGUGGAGAUCCUGGAAGCCACAUCAGGCUUCUCAGCGCAUGGCUUCAAGGCAAGCAAGGACGUGCUGACCCAUGCCGGCAAAACCAUACAGGAGCCAGUGGAGGUUUGGAUCAUGCCAGGCCAAGGUAUUCUAGAGCUAUCGGCAGCUGUUGGCGCCACGGACAGGAGGCUGGUGUCAGACUGGGGAAGUCUAGCUGGUGUCAAUAUAGUGUCUACGAGUAAAGGUGGUUCUGUCAUGCAGAUCACUGUGCUUGGUAGUCGCAAUGAGGCAUACACAUUUGAUGUUCCGAGAGCGGCGGAGACAUGUGCUGUGCUGAUGGAUGCGUAUUACCGCCUGCUUGCCAAUCCAGCAAAUUGUGUUCUGCAGGGCCUACUGGCCCCGGUUCCGAACUCCUUCAAGCCUGAUUUACCGAAGCAGAAGAGUGUUGUUCCUCGGUUCUUCACGCACGGACCGAUUACACGUGACCAGGCACUCAAGAUCCUCCAGAAGGAUGGCAUGGCAGAUGGACUGUACCUUGUUCGGGAAAAUUCCAGAAACCCGGGCUGCUAUGGCCUGUCGUUAGCGUACAAAGGAGAUGCCAAGCACUACUUUAUUGCCAAGAACGAAGACGCAAAGUAUGCCAUUGAAGGAGGUGUUGCUUGGUCGACCUUGCCCGAUCUCCUGGAACACUACAUGAAGAGUCGUGAUGGUCUAUGCUGUCAGCUAGGAAAGAUCGUCCUGCCAGCACAGCACAAUGUUCUACCAAAACCACCAUCAGAGCCAAGUACCCCAACCCAAGCUGCACCUCCGUCCCCCGCUAUGCCGCUCGGCCCGUAUGAAAUUCCAUUUGCAGCUCUAGAUCUGCAGGUUGUUCUUGGACAGGGUAUGUUCGGCACCACUCACCUUGCACAAUGGAAGAAAUCCGCAACAUCGCCCACACCAUGCGUUGCCAAGUCCUUGCACAGUUUGAUGCCGUUCCUACAGCAUCACAUUGCUGGUCAGGUACAGACGCUGUGCAAGCUAAAGAACAAUGCAGUGUGCCAGCUGUUUGGUGUAUGCCAUAGCACUGGCUCGGAGAUGACCAUGCUGAUCUACGAGAAAGUGAAGGACGGUGCACUGGAUAUUUAUCUAAAGAGAGAAAGUGGUUCACUGGCUAAUGCUCCACAGCAACUAAUCAAGUACUGUUAUCAGAUAGCUGAUGGCAUGGCAUUUCUAGCUGGUGAAGGUGUUGUUCACGGUGGGUUGAAGGCACACAGUGUGCUGGUGGCAAACCGUGACUCAUUACGGCUCAGUGAUGUUGGACUACUGCAACAGAUCUCUAGUAUGGACACCAAUUACAUGCUGACUGGUCCCGGAAAGUCGCAAGUCCCAUGGCUGUCUCCAGAGUGCCUGUCAGCCAAGCCACUCACCCUGCAGUCGGAUGUGUACGCGUGUGGUAUGACACUGUGGGAGGUGUUCACGCUAGGAGCACAGACACCGUUCAUGGGAACUGCCGAGUCUGCAAUAGCCAGUGCCAUCCAGAAAGGACAGCGGCCACCUUCACCAGGACCGCUGUGCUCCGACGAGGUGUUCAAGAUCAUUGGCCAGUGCUGGCAGGCAUCAGCUGAGAGUCGGCCAACGAUUGCAUCUGUGCGCUCCCAGCUUCGAGACUGCGUGAAAGUACCAGAGCUUACGCGGCAUACGUCCACACGCAGCCAGGACUCGCCCAGGUCAACGGGAUCAACAGGAUCACGACGCAACACGAGCAGCAGUCAAGUGUCAACAGACGCAUCCACUGUUCUUGCUCAGGCGGACGUCAUCAAUGCUUCCGACCUUAAGUUCGGCCGAGAUCUUGGCAAGGGUCAGUUUGGAUUUGUCAAGCAAGCAGCUUGGCGGAGAUCUGAUGGAUCUAAAGUGCAGGUGGCAGUCAAGAGCCUGCAUUCCUCCGCCACGCCCGAACAGCGACAAGAGUUCUUCCGAGAAGCAAAGACUAUGAUUGCACUGGACAAUCCGCACAUUGUGCGUCUUCUGGGCAUUUGCACAGACAAUGAACUGCUGCUGAUUACAGAGCUUGUUCCGCUCGGAGCACUGAACUCCUACCUAACACAGGAUAAUGUGAAACGCUCUUGCAGAGCUCCCACACUGACCUCCUUUGCUCUGCAGAUCGCCAAGGGAAUGCAAUUCCUGGAAAACAAACGCUUUGUUCACCGUGACCUGGCUGCCCGUAACAUUCUGGUAGCCGAUCCGCAGACGGUGAAAAUCACCGACUUCGGACUGUCGCGUAUGUUCAAUGAGAGCGACUACUACACAGCUGGUGCAAUGGGACUCUGGCCUGUAAAGUGGUAUGCACCGGAGUGCAUGUACUACAAGAAGUUCACCAGCUCCAGUGAUGUGUGGAGUUUCGGCGUUACCUGCUGGGAGCUAUUCAGCUACGGACAGAAGCCAUACAAGGGCAAGGGUGGACAGGAGGUAUUGGGACUGCUGGAGGAAGGUCAUCGAUUAGAUCAGCCAGAAGAAUGUCCUGCCAAAGUCUACGCUGUAAUGCAGACCUGCUGGCAGUAUAGACCGGAUGAUCGGCCAACGUUUGCACAACUUGCACAGCAACUGUCGCUUCUCUAAAACCACCCUAAACGCCGUACUGGCAAGUGAAAGAUAUCCUAGUAGAUUCUUAGGUCGUAAAACCGACAGCCAUGCCUGUUUCUGACCAUAUGAAUGCUACCUGUGUGAUGUUGCCAACUUGAAAAUACCUAAUCCAUAUCCUGCCCCCCCCCCCCUCCCCUUGCCCCUUUUAUUGUUCUUACGCUUACUAUGCAGUUGAUCUGCUAUGCUUUCAACAUUUAUUUGUAGAAUAUAAAUAACAGUCGCCCCGGCACAUCAUCAUACACGUGUCGUUAUUGUGUGAAAUUGAGAAUGCUCUUCUGGCACCUCAAUCCACAUCUUUUUUUUUAUUGGUGAAAAUCUCUAAUUUCUAGACAACGAAAGAAGAAAAGAACCUUGUUGUUGGUGCAUUGUCACAGCUGGACUGUGUGCAUACUUAAUUACUUUAACUCAAAACUGUUUUGUGAAAUUUACUAUUUACUAAAGUAACAUUUUCAUUUUCACAAUUUCA